CCUGCUCGUGGACUUUAUGAAACGCGCAUUCACGGCCGUCUCGAGCCGCUCCUCCUCGCGCUGCCUCCCUCCAGGUGGUAAUAUGGAUUAACUCUUCUUCUGUCUACCGGAAGGUGCCGUUUUUGUGUGUUUUUUGUUGUUGUUUUUUUGUGUGUGGCUUUUUUUGGAAGUUGAUCCACAUCCAGGACGGUUCGGGACGAGGAUUAUAGAGGAGGGACCGUUAACCGGAGAUGAAGACGCGUCUCCUCGCUGCUCCUCCUUCAGCAGGACGAUGGACGAGGGAACGCCGAGCGGGGCUGUGACCACGGCCUCCAUGGAGCCCUGAGACACCGCAGGUAAAUGGAGGUGCAGGACAGGAGCCGCUCCCCGUCCCGCAGAACCAGCCGGGUGGAGCAGGUGGUGGGGCGAUGGCUGAGGAGGUCCCGAGACCUGGGCAGCAGGUCUCACUCUCUGAGCAGGGACCGGGCUGCAGCGGACGGGCCAGAUGGCGGCGAUCAGAGGAACUACCCGUUCCGCUUCAUCGUGCAGAUCCAACGGGACCCGGCCCUGAACUCCCACGGCCUCGCGCUGACCCUGCAGACCCCCCUCCUGGUGCAGGAGGUCACGCCAGGCGGUCCUGCAGACGGCCGGCUCGUGGCCGGCGAUCGGCUCGUGAAGAUCAAUAACAUCUCGGUGGACGACCUGAGCCCGGAGCAAGCUGCCGAGAUCAUCAGGGAGUGUCAGGAUGUGUUGACGAUGACCGUCCUGAGAACGAUGUCGAGCCCGAAGUCCUCGUUCAUCACGCUAGAGAAGAGGGCCAAGCUCAGGUCCAACCCCGUGAAGGUCCACUUCGCCGAGGAGGUGGAAGUGAACGGCCACGUUCAGCAGGGCAACUCGCUGCUCUUCCUGCCUAAUGUCCUGAAGGUGUAUCUGGAGAACGGGCAAACCAAGGCCUUCAAGUUUGACCCCAGCACCACCGUGAAGGACAUCGUGAUGACGCUGAAGGAAAAGCUCCCGCUGAGCCACAUCGAACACUUCUCCCUGGUGCUGGAGCAGCGGCACAGCAUCUCCAAACUCCUGCUGCUGCACGAAGAGGAGAGGAUACAGCAGGUGGUCCAGAGGAAAGAGGCCCAUGACUACCGGUGUCUGUUCCGCGUUUGCUUCAUGCCUCCGACGCUCCAGCUGCUGCUGCAGGACGACCCCAACGCCUUCCAGUACCUGUACCUGCAGGGCGUGAACGACGUGCUGCAGGAGCGCUUCGCCAUCGAGAUGCGCUGCAACACGGCGCUGCACCUCGCCGCGCUGCACAUCCAGGAGAGGCUGGCGAGCUGCGGCCAGUCGCCCAAGACCAGCCUGAAGACGGUCACGAAGACGUGGGGCAUGGAGAACUUUGUGUCGUCCACCUUGCUGAGGAACAUGCGUGAGAAGGACCUGAGGAAGGCCAUCAGCUUCCACCUGAAGAAGAGCCAGGCGCAGCACGACCCCAAGCUGAAGGGCCUGUCGGGCCCCCAGGCCCGGAUCAACUACCUGGAGGAGCUCAGCCAGCUCAAGUCCUUCGGGGGGAAGUCCUUCAGCGCCACCAUGAUGCUCCAGGACCGGGAGUCGUCGGUGACCUUGUUGGUGGGCGCGCGCUACGGCGUGAGUCAGGUGGUCAACCACAAGCUGAGCAUCCUGUCCACGCUCACGGAGUUCACCUGCAUCACGCGCAUCGAGCUGCUGCCCGAGUCCGACAAGGUCAGCCUGGUGAAAAUAUACCUGCAGGACAUCAAGCCCAUCACGUUGCUGUUGGAGUCGGCGGCGGCCAAAGACAUGUCGUGCCUCAUCGCCGGUUACUGCCGAGUGUUCGUGGAGCCGAACCUGAACGUCUUCGCCUGGAGCCACGAGGCCAAGAAGCACCGCGUGUCCGCAGAGGAAGGUUACGUGUCGCGGUGCGACUCGGACACCGACUCGGACCCGGACAUGGAGGCGCUGUUCAGCCUGGUGUCCCGCGACCAGAGGCCCUGCCAUCGGGUCCGAUCCGCAUCGGACCCGGAGGGAAGAAAAGGAAAAGUGAGAAACAGGAGGAGGAGCGAAGAGAAGGCGGAUCGGCCUCGGGAGGACGAGAAGCAACAAGAGGAGAAGGACGCCGACACGGAAAAGGAAACGUUUCCUCUGGAGAAGAACCGAGAGAGAGAGAGCGGAGACGCAGCGCAGACGGAGGAGAGGGCGGACAAUGACUCCGGGGAACAGAGGGAACAGGUGGAGCCGGAAGGCGGAGGAGAGGAGGCGUCGGACUCCUGCAACACGGACUCCCGGCUCGCCACCAGCCCGUCCAGCGACUCGCUCGACGCCCUGGAGGAAGACGACUUGAUCUCGUGCUCUUCCUCCUCCGUCCACUUCCACCGCUCCUCCCCCGUCCGGCUCCACCCUUACUCUCACGUUCAGCCCCACCUGCUCGCCCCGCCGCCGCCGGCUCACAGCCAUCCCGUCCUCCACCUGGACGGAGGACGGGAGAGGGGCCGCCGGAGGUCGGGCGACGGCGCCGACCCCCGGCGCCGCGACCCGAAGAGCUCGGGCGACCCCGGCUCCGACGGCGGCGGCUCCAUGUGCUUCGCCGAGCUCUCCCGCCUCGCGGACUUCCUGCCGAGCCCGCCGGAGGCCAGCGAGGACGACGAGGCCGAGGAAGAGGAGCUGAGGAGGAGGAAGUCGGCGAGGGAACGGGGGAGCGCGGGCAGUUUCACGGAACACCCGCCGUCCCCGUCCCCGUCCUCGCGCGGCGACUUUGUGUUUAACUUUGACCAAAGCGACGCCCGCUGCUACUACAAGCUCUGCUCCAACAUCACGCCCGACAGCGCCCACAGCCUCCGCCGGGACGAGGGGCAGCACUGGAAGAAAGAGGUGGAGGAGGUGGAGGAGGAGGCGAAGGCGGUCGAGCCGGAGCCCGUCACGCUCCUUCAGCCGCCGCCGGGCUUCGGAAACAGCAGCUCCGACGAGGAGUUCUUCGACGCCAGAGAUCGCUUCACCUCGCCCGAAGACUCGUCGGGGGCCUCGGGGGACGCACCGACAGAUAUUCGCACGGAGAUGAAACUGGACCUCCUCGGCCCACUCGGCCUCGGUGACGAUAGAGUCUCGGCGACGGACUCGGACAAAGGUGGGAAAGAGGAAGGAGGCAGAACCGUAGGAGACGAGGAAGGAGGAGGCAGAGAAACUCUGUUUCAGCUCAGGAAAAGAUCCCGUAAGCGUCGUUCCUUCAUAGAAACCGAUUACACCUCCAGGGUGUCGUAUCCAGAGCCAGAUCCAGAAAUGCAAGAUCCGGUCUCUGGUCGGCUUUAUAAGAACCUCAUGGAUGAAGCCAAUGAAGCACAGAUACUGAGUUCAGAUCCUGAACCGUCAGAGCAAACCCAGAACCCCAGUCCUACGGUCUCCUCUUUGACCCACUCCGAAGGGGAACCGAAUCAGCUCGAGUCGAAGCCCAUUUUGUCUAAACCCCACUCCCAUGGCCCUGGACCUCCUUGUGGUCUGGGGUCUGAUGAGCACACCGGAGACCCACAGGCCACCCCCGGGACCAGGAAACAAGACAUGGAGAUGGAACCCGACGCAAUGGAAUCCAAAUCGGUCACAGGUCUGGCGAAGGCGGCGUCUCCCACCAUCACCGGCGUCCGCUGCCGGGUGGAUCCGGACGGAAAGGAGAGUGCCGAUCGGAGCGGUGACGGGAAGGAGGGAGGGGAGGAACAGAAGGAGACGAGUGAGGGAGAGGAGGAGGAGGAAGAGACUGCAGGUUUGUCGGGGGAAAUGACGUUCACCAAUCACAUGUUUUUGCCUGAAAUCACCGAAGAGGAGGGUAAAGGCAAAGAAGAGAAGAAGGAGUUGGUGAGAGGGAACUCAUCCAGUUCAAAGAGAGCGCUCAUUGGUGCCGAGAGGCCGCCGGAGGCCAACACAUGGUUGAUAGAUGUCACUAAAAAGACGAGUAACGGCCUUUUGGGAGCCCAUCUGAUUGUCCUCGAGCAAAACUUGACAAAAGAGAAACAAACACUUGACGUUGUGUGUGAGAAAGCAAACCCUCCACCCUCAGCCCCUCUUCCUCCAACACCGGGUCUUCACAAAUCCCAAAGUGUCUAUUAUUUGAUGGGAGAGGUGGGCGGUGAAAACACAGGAACCUCGACCAAAAUGUCUUCGUCUUAUUCCGAGGAGAUGUCACAAAGGUAUACCGACAAAGCACAAUUACACCUAGACGUCCCCGCCGCCGACGCCUUCGUCAGCUCCACGAUGACUAACAGCGAGGACGUCACCGGCAGCACCAAUUCGGACAAUGUGUUUUUCGACGAUGACAUGAGUAAUUCCUUAACUCCGAGUUCAAGUGACAAGAAAGGCGAGUGCGCUGCAGCUACCAGGCGUAGCGGCGGUGCAACCUCGGCGACGGCAAGUGAAGGCGAGUCUCAAAUUAUGAUCAAGUCUCUCGCGAACACUGAAGCUCCUACGAGAAUUAGUUCAGUAAAUGCUGACUCGACUCGUGCUGUAAACUCUAGCGCCGCAAAGCUUGGAGUUGGAACAAGUGCCACGUGGCCUUCGUUUAAUUCAGGUACCAGUUUGAGACUUGAGGUUUCACAUGAAAGUGCUUCAGGUUCGGAUCAAAAUGUCGAGGAACCCAUAAGUGAUCCCACUAUGCAAAGAGCUGAAGAAGCUCAAACUAGCGUAGCUAGUCCGAGCUUAGCGAAAGCUACUACGAUCACAAUGCACAAUCUCUCCAAGACGCCUCCUUCCCCGACUCACUUCCUCUUCCAGACCUGUUCCCCGAGCAUUAUGGGUAGCCUCUCUGCCUCCACACUCAGAGGGAAGAUUCAACAGUUGCCCCUUUAUUUAUCGCGCUCCAUGGAAACCCUCAACCAAGCCGGGGUGGGGAAAGUACCUCAGGGUUCAGUUGAAAACGACAGUGGGCACGAAGUCCAAAUCUCCAUCGAAGUUACGGACGUGGACGACGUCACCCAGACUGUGGACUUCGAAACGGACGCAACCGCAGAAUCUGUGGAGUCGGACGAUUCGGAUGCAACGGUUACAGGAUCUGAGGUGGACGGGGAGUUUUUAGUUGAAACGAACUCGGCAAAGAGUUUUCAAUCGGCGUCGGAGGCGAAGGAAGUGAGCCCUCCAUCGCCUGUCCGGACUGAGCCCCAACCCCAAGACCAGCAUCUGUACACUGGACCUAUCCAGAACACAUCGGGACCAAUAACGGAUCCUCCGGCCUCCAGAGUGGGCAGCCUCCAGAGGGACCCUUCAGGCCUACAAAUGGAAACUCCUGGGCCGAUAAAAGAAGCUCCAGAAUCAAAGAUGAAGAUCGCAGGUGAAGACUUUCCAGGUUAUAAAAUGAACCAACAGUCGCGUUCUAUCGCCCAUCAGAUAGUGGUGACCACGCAGAAUCUAAAUGGACCAGUUCUCCCUUUUCAUAGCCAGGCACAGAAAGUCAGACGCACCAGUAGUGACAGACCUUUGAUGGGUCUUUGUAGGCCUACAGGGAAUCAUUCAGACUCGGCGCAACCACUUUCUUCCGGUUGCAAGGUGUUCACCAUCUGCGAGGAUCCAUCCCAGACAAAGAGCCCGGCGACGGUGGGGACUACACCACCCUUGAAGUCUGAGUUCGGCUGCACUUCAGUGCUCGCGUCUGGAUGCGAGUCGGCAGUGGAAGGGGUGCAGGUGCCUCUGGAUGCUUGCGGUUGCCCAUCGGUCUACACCAACUGCUUCAGCAGCGGAGACAGCUUCGACGAGGAGCUGACGGUCUACGAGUUCUCCUGCCGCUCGCCGAGCGGCGAUGGGACUUCUGGGGCAGGUGUUCCUCUCGUGACCUCUCCACCCAUUUCCUCUUUUCUCUCCACCUCCUCCACCCACUCCCCCUCCUUCCCCCGCUCCAACCUUUUCUCCUCCUCUACCUCGGAGCUCAGCCCUCUGCUCUCGCCGUUCUCCGACUCCCCGGACCGUUUCCUGCCCCAAACGCACAAGGACACCAUCGGCCGGCUGGGCCAGCAGCGCUACCCGGAACCCCCGACGGGUUUCCAAGUACUCCGCGUGGACGUGGAUCAGCUCCGUUCCAUUCUGGGAAGUACCGGUGCCGACAGAUCCGCGGCGGGCCACGGAGGUCGCCACCUAAAGGACACCUGCCCUGCCCACUUCGCAGAGAACAAGAGGGUGCUCCAGAUAGAGGCGCGGCGGCUGAUGUCCGGCUGCCAGAAGGUGGUGGGGAUCGGCCAGAGCCCGGAGGAAAUGCUUCAUUCCCUGGCGGACAGUUUCCGGACCCUGGUGGAGUUGGCCGGUAUAUGCCUGUGGUUCUCCGGUUGCGAAAGGUGCGACCGGAGGAACGGCGAGGCCGUCGCGGGUCUGUCGGACGUGGCCCGUUCAUUCAGGGACUUCUGUCUGGCGGCGGAGCGGGUCAGCAGCAAGCGCAGCUGCCAGGACCUGAGCUCCAAGCUGCUGGCCAAGCAGAGCACCGCGCUCACCGCCUCGGUCUUCUGCCUCACGCAGCUGUUCCGCACCCUCACCGCACUGUGAGGGGAACCGGGACGCUCCGACGUCUCUUUUGAAGGAGACCUUGAAGCAACAUGUGUAAACUCUCAGGACAGUCAUGUUUAGGACGGGCGGCGCGAGGUGAGCUUACCUCGGACACACCGUGGUGUCACCGAGCGCCAUCAAAGGACAACAAGAACUCUCCACACACAGGUUGAGAUCCUCGAGGUGCAUGUGGUUACUGACUAUAUGCCGUGCACGAACUGUAGCCCACCAAACCACCAGUCCCUGUGGUGCUGCUUGUUUUCCAGUAUUGAGGAACUGAUGUACUUGAAUGUAUUCUACGUUAUCGAUUACGUUAAUUUAUUUGUCCGUUCAUUUAUUUCAGUGUUGCUACGGUAAGCAAGAAGCAGGAAUGUAAAGACGCGGAAGAAAGACAUUUGGAGAUGUUUACAGGCAGUGGGUCUUUUUACACACAUACACAAAGCACACAACCUCCAAUACACACAGCGGAUCAGUGUUCGAUUCCCUUCCGACGACACAUGCCUUCUGUGUGACUGACUGACCAUGUUAGGAUAUGAAACACUGCAGUUUACUGAUUAUUAUUAUAUAUAUCUUUACAGCCUCCAUGUGGCCAGUGAGGACUUCUUUUGAAUGUUACUGUUUACAAAACCAAAAAAACUGGAGUGAGAUAUUAUUUAAGUCAAGCCUGAGACUGUUUUUGCUAUUUUAUAAAUCUAGUAGCAGAAUGCUGACGUAUGCGAAUCAUGUGACAGCAGUUUGGAUGAGAUACAUCCCUUGCACACUUAAUUUGUUCUCACAUUCCGUCUGGUUUAUUGAAAUGCGUUCGCUAGCUCUUCUCUGGUUUAUCUGUCACAGUCGCGUUCUCCAACUCCAGUGAAUGUUCACGUGGCUGUCAACCACCAGUCUUUUAUUGUUGUCCAAAGCAGAAUAAUAAUCUCCAGGAUUCUAUGGGAGACUCGGGGACACUUCCCAAAGUCUAUAUUUAAGAUAUGCCGCAUUGUUUAUGGUCAAUUUAAAAAUUGCAAGCUUCUCGAGAUCAUAACAACGUGCACGCCUCUCUGAGCUUCAGGACGGUCAGGAACGACUUCGUCCCCACACUAAGUGCAUUAUUAUUAUUAUUACAGCCCUCCCAGUGUGACCACAGCGAGUGGGAAACCAGUGACUGAGCAUGUGCAGCAUUACACAUAUCUGUAGUGUGCUGGUUCCAUCUUUUGAUCAACAUAUUGAUGAGGGUCAGGGAACAUCUGACCAAUCAUUGGUCGAUCGCCUGUCAUUUCAUUGGUCGAUCGCCUGUCAUUUCAUUGGUCGACCGCCUGUCAUUUCAUUGGUCGACCGCCUGUCAUUUCAUUGGUCGACAGCCUGUCAUUUCAUUGGUCGACCGCCUGUCACUUCAUUGGUCGACAGCCUGUCAUUUCAUUGGUCGACCGACUGUCAUUUCAUUGGCCGACAGCCUGUCAUUUCAUUGGUCCACCGCCUGUCAUUUCAUUGGUCGACCGCCUGUCAUUUCAUUGGUCGACCGCCUGUCAUUUCAUUGGUCGACCGCCUGUCAUUUCAUUGGUCGACAGCCUGUCAUUUCAUUGGUCGACAGCCUGUCAUUUCAUUGGUCGACCGCCUGUCAUUUCAUUGGUCGACAGCCUGUCAUUUCAUUGGCCGACCGCCUGUCAUUUCAUUGGCCGACCGCCUGUCAUUUCAUUGGUCGACAGCCUGUCAUUUCAUUGGUCGACCGCCUGUCAUUUCAUUGGCCGACAGCCUGUCAUUUCAUUGGUCGACCGCCUGUCAUUUCAUUGGCCGACCGCCUGUCAUUUCAUUGGUCGACAGCCUGUCAUUUCAUUGGUCGACCGCCUGUCAUUUCAUUGGUCGACCGCCUGUCAUUUCAUUGGUCGACAGCCUGUCAUUUCAUUGGUCGACCGACUGUCAUUUCAUUGGUCGACCGACUGUCAUUUCAUUGGUCGACAGCCUGUCAUUUCAUUGGCCGACAGCCUGUCAUUUCAUUGGUCGACAGCCUGUGAUUUCAUUGGUCGACCGCCUGUCAUUUCAUUGGUCGACAGCCUGUCAUUUCAUUGGUCGACCGCCUGUCAUUUCAUUGGUCGACCGCCUGUCAUUUCAUUGGUCGACAGCCUGUCAUUUCAUUGGCCGACCGCCUGUCAUUUCAUUGGCCGACAGCCUGUCUUUGGAGUUCCUUGAACUCAGCGCUUUCUCUACAGACUGAUGAUCCCUGAAGUCCGUGAAUCUUAUUAUUUUCGGAUAUAAUCUGACAUAUUACAGCAUUUUCACUUGGAAUGUUUUAUUAAAAUGACUCAAAUUCACUGGAGAGACUCAAAGUCCCUCGGCUUCAAACCGGGUUUCUAUAUACAGAAUAUAUUUAUAAUGAAACGGUAUUGUUUACUCUUUUAUUCCCUCGGGGGUUGCAAACAAAUAUAAAAGUCUUCUUACUUUGGCCGUGAAGAAUUUCAUUACUUUAAAACUAUGAUCUCCGUGAGAAAAUUGCCCCAAAUAAAUAAUGGAAAACUUUAAUCCUAAAUGAAUCUGUGCUCCUAAGCAUGCGGUAACGAGCCAGACGAGGCGCUCUGGUUCCAUCAAGGAUUUGAUCUGAAUGACGACGUCUGCUCUUUGUAAUGCUCGACUCUCCAUUAAAGACAAUGGCAAGACUUUA
Molecule: messenger RNA, 9124 nt
Organism: Pseudoliparis swirei
Lineage: Eukaryota; Metazoa; Chordata; Actinopteri; Perciformes; Liparidae
Gene: frmpd1a
Product: FERM and PDZ domain-containing protein 1
Exons: 16
Coding region: 340-6492 (2050 amino acids)
Biological process (GO): signal transduction
Cellular component (GO): cytoskeleton
Molecular function (GO): protein binding
Source: RefSeq, a predicted model, not a curated record